This is a messenger RNA of Dictyostelium purpureum, 710 nucleotides long. RefSeq lists its product as uncharacterized. The coding region runs from base 8 to 589 and encodes 193 amino acids. Lineage: Eukaryota; Evosea; Eumycetozoa; Dictyosteliales; Dictyosteliaceae. The record is from RefSeq and is a predicted model, not a curated record. The transcript has 3 exons.
UAAUAUAAUGUGUUCAAAACAAACCAAUAGCAACUACACUUUUCAUUGUAAUAAUGAAGUGGAUAAAUACAUUCAAAAUUUUAAACCGAUCAUAAACGAAGAUGAACUGUCAAACCUUACAACAGUGGAUGGAGGUGAAUUAAAAUAUGAUAAAGAAGCAUUACAACUUUUAAAUUUUAUUCUAACGAAAUUUGCAAGAAUUGUAGCAAUGGAUUCAAUUGAAAAUAAAUAUUUUGAAAAAUCAAGACACAAGUAUACAUAUAGAAAUAAAUCAGUUAGUGUUAAACAUAUUGUAGAAUCUUUUUAUCUCUUACCUGAAUUCGAAAAUCUUUCAAAAUUAAUGGAUAUUAACAAAGUAGCACCGCUAUUAGACCAAAACAUCAAAGAUACAAUUACAAAAAAGGUUAGAGUUAAAAAAGAAAUGGGAUCAAGUAGGUCGGUUCAACUUAAUAAACACUUUGAAAUUGAAGAUGACCCUAACGAAAAUAAUAUACACCCAUUACUCUAUAAUCAAGUCGAUAACUUUAAUAAUUUUUUAAAAAAAACAAAAUAUAGUCAUAAUGAAAACGAUAAUGAAACCAAUAAAUAAUAAUCACCACUACCUAUAUUUCAACAAAACACCUGUAAAUAAAAUAUAUUGUAACCAACCUAAACUAAAAUAAAACAUACUAUAUUACUAUUAUAAUAUACUAUAUAUACUAUUAUAAAAU